Antechinus flavipes (yellow-footed antechinus) is the source of this 7165-nucleotide messenger RNA. It is a transcript of the gene GPR151, whose product is annotated as G protein-coupled receptor 151. Gene Ontology annotation, molecular function: G protein-coupled receptor activity. Gene Ontology annotation, cellular component: membrane. Gene Ontology annotation, biological process: G protein-coupled receptor signaling pathway. Bases 3913 to 5151 code for a protein of 412 amino acids. The record is from RefSeq and is a predicted model, not a curated record. The transcript has a single exon. Lineage: Eukaryota; Metazoa; Chordata; Mammalia; Dasyuromorphia; Dasyuridae.
GGAAGGGGAAAAAAUUGAAACUCAAAAUCUUAUAAAAAUGAAUGUUGAAAAUUAUCUUUACGUGUAAUUGGAAAAAAUAAAAUACCACUUAAUCGGGGUAGGGGAAGAAGAAUUUCUGUUCCAUAAUGAAUAAACUUUUCUUCAUUCUGGAUUCCUUUUUCUCAUAUUUCAUCUAUUUGCUGUCACUGAGACCAAGAUCCCACCACACAACUGAGCAUCCUUGGCCAUCCUCUCCAGCACUGAUAUAGUAUUUUAAGGUUUGCAAAACAUUUUUUACAAGUGUCAAUAUCUUCAUUUGAAAAACAACUAUUAUAGUCUACUUAACCACAGUGAAUGUAACAAAACAGAACUAAUCUUAUACCCAAUCAUCUUCAAUUCUUACUAUCCUUUUUUCCAUCUGACCAAUCAAUUAUCUGGGAAAUCUUGUACUUACUACUUUCACAAAAUCUCCCAUCUGAUCCUUUCUCUCUAUACAACCAUUACAUUAAAUCAGGCCUCCAUCCCCUCUUGCCUGGACCUUUGCAAAAGCCCAAUUCCUCAAAUCUCUCUCCACUCCAGUUUUUUCUCCAUACAUUUGCCAAUGUGACUUUCCUUAAAUACACAUUUGAAAUUCCCUUUUUGCCUCUAGGAAAAAAAAAUUAAGAAAUGCAAAUUAAGACAACUCUUGAGAUACCACUACAUACCUGUCAGAUUGGCUAGAAUGACAGGGAAAGAUAAUGUGGAAUGUUGGAGGGGAUGUGGGAAAACAGGGACACUGAUACAUUGUUGGUGGAACUGUGAAUACAUCCAGCCAUUCUGGAGAGUGAUUUGGAACCAUGCUCAAAAAGUUAUCAAAUUGUGCAUACCUUUAGAUUCAGCAAUGUUUCUACUAGGCUUAUAUCCCAAGGAAAUCUUAAAGAAGGGAAAGGGACCUCUAUGUGCACGAAUGUUUGUGGCAGGUCUCUUUGUAGUGGUCAGAAACUGGAAACUGAGUGGAUGCCCAUCAAUUGGAGAACAGCUGAAUAAAUUGUGGUAUAUGAAUAUUAUAGAAUAUUACUAUUCAGUAAGAAAUGACCAGCAGGAUUUCAGAAAGACCUGAAGAGACUUACAUGAACUGAUGCUGAGUGAAAUAAGCAGGACCAGGAAUUCAUUAUAUACUUAAGAUUAUCAAUUCUGAUGGACGUGGCCCUCUUCAACAAUGAGAUGAACCAAAUCAGGUCCAAUAGAGCAGUAAUGAAUUGAACCAGCUCCACCCAGCGAAAGAACUCUGGGAGAUGAAUAUGAACCAUUACAUAGAAUUCCCAAUCCCUCUAUUUUUGUCCACCUGCAUUUUUUUCAUUUCCUUCACAGGCUAAUAGUACACUAUUUCAAAGUAUUGUUUUUGUACAGCAACUGUUAGGACAUGUAUGUUUACAUUGUAUUUAAUUUAUACUUUAACAUAUUUAACAUAUAUUGGUCAACCUGCCAUCAGGGGGAGGGGAUGGAGGGAAGGAGGGGAAAAAUUGGAACAAAAGGUUUGGCAAUUGUCAAUGCUGUAAAAUCACCCAUGCAUAUAACUUGUAAAUAAAAAGCUAUAAUAAUAAAAAAUAAAAAUUUAAAAAAAAAAGGAAGAGAAAAAAAUUGUAAUCCUUUAUUUGGCUUUAAAAGCCUUUAUAAGCUGGGCUUAAUCUUCAAAAAAAAAAAAAAGUAUUAUUAAUUUUGUUAACUAUUUCCCAAUUAAAUGUAAAAAAAUAUUCAAUGUUUAAUUUUGAGCUCCAAAUUGUCCUCUCUAUCCCUUUCCUUACCCUUUAAGAAGGCAAGCACUACAUGCAAAAUAUAUUCUGUAUUAGCCAUCUUGCAUAAUCACACACACACACACAAACAAAAUAAAGAAAACUAUAGUUGUCUUGCAUUUGAGUUUCUCCUAACCCACUUUUCCAAACUCACUAUAAAUUACUACCCUUCCCACGCUCUAUGAGCUAUAAACUGGAUUUUCUGUUCAUUCCAGUGUUUUUCAUUUCCUUUCUCCUUUGCUUUUGUACUGUUCAACUCCCAAGCUCUUCCCCACCUGGCCUUUACCAGUUCCUUGUAGAAUCCUUUUUUUUUUUUUUUUUUUUUUGGGGGGGGAGGCUGAGGCAAUGGGGUUAAGUGACUUACCCAGAGUCACACAGGUAGGAAGUGUUAAGUGUCUGAGAUCAGAUUUGAACUCAAGUCCUCAACUUCAGGGCUGGUGCUCUAUGCACUGUGAACUUGGAAUCAGAACACUCAUCUUCAUGAAUUCAAACCUGACGUCAGACACUUCUUAGCUGUGUAAUUCUGGGCAAGUUACUUAACUGUUUGACUCAGUUUCUUCAUCAGCAAAGAGCUACAAAAAGAAACCAUUCUUGUAUCUUUGAAAAGAAAAUUCCAAUAAAGUUCAUGAAGGCAGACUGAUUGAAACAACUCAACAAAGACACACACAUAACUGUUUUUUCUGUACAUAGAAAGAUAUAGAUAUCUAUCUAUUUGAAUAAACAUAGACAGAUAUCUCUAAUUAAAAAAAAAAAAAAAACCCAAGUCAGUGGCUAAAAAUAGACGUAUGACACAAAAUUGACAUUAGAAAAACAUUUUCAUUAUAAAAGUCAGCUGGGAUUUUUUUGUUUCUGUUUUUAUUGAAUGCUUAAAACUACAAGAUACUUUAAAAUAUCAAAGAAUUUGAGAACUAGAAAGGACUUUAAAUCACCAAACUCUUCCACUUUUAUAGGAGAAACUGAGACUAAAGAAGUGGCUUGUCUAACAGUAAGUCAGUAGCAGAAACAUGACUACAACCCAGGCCCUUCUGCCUACUGAUAAAGAUCUCUUUGCAUUAUGUCCCACUAUGUAUUUGAAUCCAGUUUUAAAAACAUUUAAAUCCUCACUCAAGAUGGAAAUGCAUUUUAGUGAGCAAUUCCAACUUUUCCUGUCUCUCUUCAAUAUAGCCAAUAUGUACUAUUUAGGCUCAAAGCUGAUGGUAAAAUUGAUACAUACGAAUAUUAAAUUUUCAUUCUCAAUUUUUAGAUAGGUCAUUUCUCUAUUUUUAUAAGCCUACUUAAGUGCAGCUUAUUUACUUUUUUUUUUUAUUUUUCUUCUUUUCUGUGGGGGAAAAAUAUAGAAUUAUCUCUAUUUAACUGCUUAUCAAUAUAUGGGAAAAUACAACAAAACAGUGAUGUCCUGUUUCCUGGAUACUACUGAGGUUAAAGGGAUUAAAGAUUUCAAUUGGCUUUAUAACUAUCACACUUUAAAUUCUAAUUUAGCAUAUCUACACUAAAUUAUACACCUGUAAGGAACUCACAAUCUUUGGAACAAAUAUAGAAUUGUUCAUGAUAAAAUUUCUCCCAGCAUUCUCUCCUUGUUCUAUACUUGAUUGAAGGGCUCUGUUUAUGCAAUUGGUCAGAGCCAGAUGCUUGGCAAUAGGGAUAGGGGUAAGCUCAUUUCUGUGGAGAGAAAGUAAAACAUAUUAGUCUAAGAAGCUAGGGCAUUUAAAGGCAGUUAAUAUUUACUGAUCCUGGGGCUUUUACAGCCUUCACCAAAUAAAUAGAUUAACUCACAGCAGCCUUAUGAACAUAUCGUAUAUACUUAACAUGGUCUUAUCUUAUGUAUCAUUUAUGAAGAGGCUGUUUUAAUUACUCCACAGGACAGAUAAUGCAAGCAAUUAAGACUUGCAAAUAAGAAAAAAACAACCUGCUCCCAAUGGUGACUGUCAAUCACUGGAUUUGCAGGUAUAUACCAUGUAGCAGCCAAAGAAGCUUUAAUUCAAACAUCAUCCAGGGUCGAAUACAGGGAGUAAGGAUGAGGAGAGGCUUGAAUGGGUGGUGUUAGAUAAAUCUGACGAAAGAAUAUUUCCUGUGCAAAAGAGCUAACGAACACACAUCUGUAGGAGGGGCUAGCUGACAAGGGAGAGUUCCUAACAUAAAAGGUUGUGCUAGCAGCACUCAGAUGAUUGCCUGCAACUUCAGCACCAUGAACACUUCCUUAGCAAGACUCCACUUUGCAGGAGGCUAUCAGCCUUCUGACUCCAAGGACUGGAGAUCUAUCCUUCCUGCUUUCUUGGUGGCAAUCUGUUUAGUAGGUUUUGCAGGGAACCUGUGUGUGAUUGGCAUCCUCCUACAUGGUGUUUGGAAAGGAAAAUCAUCCAUGAUCAACUCCCUGAUUUUAAAUCUGAGCCUAGCUGAUCUCUCUCUUCUACUAUUCUCUGCACCCCUGCGGGCAGCAGCAUACUCCAAAGGUGUUUGGGUAUUGGGAUGGUUUGUCUGCAAAUCUUCUGACUGGUUCGCCCAUACGUGCAUGGCAGCCAAGAGUCUUACAAUUGUUGUGGUAGCAAAAGCAUGCUUUAUGUUUGCAAGCAACCCAGCCAAGCAAGUGAGUAUCAACAAUUGUACAAUAUGCAUGGUGCUGGUAGUCAUCUGGGUUGUGGCCUGCCUCUUACCCUUGCCUGAAUGGUUCUUUAGUACCCUCAGGUACCACGAAGGUGUGGAGAUGUGCAUCAUGGACAUACCAGCCCUGGCCCGGGAAUUCACUUCUAUAUUCGGUAAGCUCUAUCCUCUGCUCAUAUUUUGCCUUCCUUUGCUCAUCGCUGGGACGUAUUUUUGGAAGGCUUAUUGCCAGUACCAACACAGAGGAACUAAGACUCAAAAUUUAAGAAGCCAGAUCCGCGCUAGGCGACUCACAAUGAUGUUAGUAAGUGUUGCUAUAACCUCUGCUGUCAUGUGGCUACCAGAAUGGAUAGCUUGGCUCUGGGUAUGGCAUUUAAAGAAAGGAAGCCCUGUUCCACCUCAAGGUUUCAUAGCCUUGUCUCAAGUCCUCAUGUUUUCCAUUUCCUCUGCAAACCCCUUCAUUUUUUUAGUGAUGUCUGAGGAAUUCAAAGAUUUCAAGGAUUUCUGGAAAUGGCUGACAUCAAAAAAGCCUCUACCUAACCCAGAUUCUCAAGGAACACCAGCUGGUAACUCACAGAUCAUUUCAGAUAAUGUUCUAUCUCAAGAGCCCUUGCCAUCUGAAUCAGACAAAGAAAAACCUGGAUCUUCCCCUUCUGGUGAGGAGAAAACAAACAAGGAGAUUCCUGUCCUACCCGAUGUGGAACAGUUCUGGCAUGAAAGGGAUGUAGUCCCUUCUGAACAAGACAAUGACCCUAUCCCCUGGGAACGUGAUGCUUCUGAAAUAGCAGGUUGUUGUAAAUGAAAUUACAAGUUCCCAAGUCAAAUGAAGAUGUGUAUUUAUUGUAUGUUAUAUUGCUCUCAAAAUUUUGCUAGGUACAAGUCUGGUAAUCUUAUCUUUGCACUUGGUUGUACUCAAAAAAAUAUCUUGCUGAUAAAGCUUUCAAAAUCGCAUUUCCAAUAAAUAGGGAUACCCUUACAUUAGGAGAAUAUUUAUGAUGUUUAGAUUAUUUAAAAUAAAAUUUUCAAAUUUAAUGUGCAACCUUUUGUAUUUCGUUUUUCCCUCAGAGGUUAGAGUGUAUUCACACUAUGGCAUUUACUUAUUUUCUCCCUUGUCACAGAGCUGGUUGGAGAAUGGAAUGAAAUCUGUAGCUAAAUAAAAAUGGCUCUUCACACAAAACUUUGAUCCAGAUGACAUAAAUCUGAACCCAUUACUUUGUCCUUCUUAGCACUAAGAAAGCCACUCUAUUAAAAAAUUUUAAAAUAUUUUUGAUUCCAAAUUAAUUCAAAUUCAAAUUUAUACAAUCAGAACACAAAAUAUAAACUUAGCUUCAGAACUGAAUUAUUUUCAAAGUAUAACCAAACAAGCUUAAUUUAGUUCUGGCAAAUUCAACUAACCAGCUGCCAACAAGAAAGUUAUUUACUAGGAAUUACUUCAUAUUUCCCUACCAUUCAUGCUGGUUUGAAAUUUCUCAUAUAAUCUGGCAUUUUGUUGUUGUUCUUUCUUUUUAGAAAAAUACAAGACUACUGUGUGGUUCUCUUUGGGGUGGUGUCAUCACCAUCUCAUCAAACUUAAUAUCUGAAAAAACUUUAUACUUAAAGCUUAAUUCACUCAGCAAAAUCUCAAUUUAAAAGACCAUUUUACAAUAAGUUAUUAAUGAAUAUUAAAGAUUAUUUCUGCCUAACCAGAUUAUAUACAUAUAUAUAAAAUAUAGUGAUAAAAAUAUAUACAAAGUGCUUUGUACCUUUAAAGUGCUUUUAAAAGUAUUAUUAUUACUGCUAGAAAAAAAGGAUGUAGAACUUAUUCUACCAAUUAAAGACUGAAAGUAUCCCCUAACAUUCUAUUCCUAAUUCUAAGAGUAUCUCUUAGAAUUGAAGGUUGCUAUAGUAUUUUAACAGGGAUAGAAAAGUUGUUUUUUUCUAGUCUAGAAAUUGUCUCUCAAAGUGAAUGAUCAAAUAAAAAACUAGGAUUCAAACUUAAUCCAUACUCUCUUUAACAUCCAGAGCAACAGUUUCUCCAAAUGACUGCAGUGGUGGAUACAUAACAAGGAAGAAUAGGAAUACAGGCAGGCAAAGAACUUGGUUUAAUAAAGGGACAAAAACUAAAAAAAAUGCAAUGACAAUGCAGAAAAAAAGGGCAAGAAAACAGAAAAUAUUGGAAAAGAAAACCCAAUACUUAUCAGAUUUUUCUGUCCCCAUAAGGAUAGAUAGAAAAAUAUCAAUAUUUGGCACCUUACCAGUCCAGAACUUUAUAACUGAUUAUCUCCCACAUGCAUGUAAUUAUAAAUGCAUCAUUUUUCCUACAACACAGAAAACAUCUAUUGGGACUAGUUACACUUUUUUCCCAGAAUUCUAAUGGGAUUUAUAAGUAUAUUUCCAUGAUAGGGCUCCCUCAGAAAUGCCUUAAGGCAAAAAAAAAGACAGAGGUAGAAUAGAGAAAUUGGAUUAUGUAGGAAAAUACUGUGGAGACAAAUGAAGUACUUUUUUUAAAUAAGUGAAAAUUUGUGGGAUAUUUUACUUAACUAUAUUGAUGCUUAUGUGCAGUGGGGGGUUGUUUAUAUUAACCCCCACCUUAUAACUGAAUCAUUAAGAUUCACUGUUGCUCAUGAGGCCAGAGAAACAUAUAGAAGUACUACUUUCCCCAAGAGCCUAAAGAAUUAUUUAGUGAUGUAUAUACCUUACAGAAUAAGUAACUUUCAAUGCUUUAUUAUAAACUGUGUUAAUUUGUGUUUUGUGUUCUCUAUAUACCUUAAAUUUGGAAUCUGAGAUAAUGUUGAUGCUCAUUUUGACUCAUGAACAAAUAAAAAGCAAACAUGCCA